AUGGAGAGCCUUGGCGAAAGCUUUCCCCGGACAUCCUCGGACCCGCUGCCCUGCGACACUUCACACUUCAGCCCAUCCUUGACCAAGGAGUUAGAUGCCAGCUUGUCGGCGAAGCUGGCAACAUGUGAGCUCUACGAUGACAUGAACUACAUCAACGCAGGCUACAGAAGCAUGCUAGUCCUCACGGAGCAAGAAUUGCAGCGUGCCGCGGUGGCACUUGAAUUGGGUAACCUCCGGAGCUGCGCGACAAUGCACAUGCAUGCGAAUGCUGUGUAUUUGGGCCGGGCAGCUCAGGCCGCCGCAUCCGUGUACGAUGGCAAGGUCUCCGAGUGCGGAGGCAUCUCACAGCGCGAGUGCCUGGUCUUGGAAGUUCACCUGGCCGAGAUCAAUGCCCUUCCGAAUGUGACUGAAGCUGCCGCCCCCACCACGGAGGUGACGCAGGCGUUCUGCCGGGCCCCCUUGAGUGCGCCGUGGGCUGCGAAAGUCGCGGCCUGCAGUAACUACGACGCCUGCUAUGCUUCGAAGGUGAUCAUGCAGGACAGCUCUUUCACCGCCGCGAAAGAACUGGCCACAAGCCGGCAGGCUGAAUACCUCGCACUGAAGCGCAUUGAAUGCCUCCUCACUGUUUUGGAGUCCAGCGCGGCAGAGCAGCCAGACAAGCUGACUGCAUCUUGA
Molecule: messenger RNA, 675 nt
Organism: Symbiodinium natans
Lineage: Eukaryota; Dinophyceae; Suessiales; Symbiodiniaceae
Source: the annotation of a GenBank genome assembly